AUGUGCGGCAUCCUUGCUUUAAUUCUUGCCAACACUUCCUCUUCCGCCGCUGCCGUCGACCUCCAUGAAGCCCUCUACCUCCUUCAACAUCGCGGCCAAGAUGCCUGUGGAAUCGCGACCUGUGCGACCGGCGGGAGGAUAUACCAGUGUAAGGGGAAUGGCAUGGCAGCGAAAGUGUUUCACGAUGGUGCAAGAGUAGUGGAUCUCCCUGGUUUCAUGGGCUUGGGCCACUUGAGAUACCCCACAGCAGGGAGCAGUGCGAACGCCGAGGCCCAACCAUUCUAUGUAAACAGUCCCUAUGGGAUCUGUCUGGCGCAUAACGGCAACCUGAUCAAUGCGCCCGAAUUGAAACAGCAUCUCGAUUUGGCGGCGCACAGACACAUCAACACCGACAGCGACAGCGAACUCAUGCUCAAUGUGUUUGCCGAUGAACUCAAUGAGACUGGGAAAGCCCGUGUCAACGAGGAUGAUGUGUUUGCGGCCCUCAGCAGGAUGUAUGAGAGAUGCAAGGGUGGCUGGGCUUGCACGGCCAUGAUCGCAGGUUAUGGUCUCAUUGGGUUUCGAGACGCGUUUGGCAUCCGUCCUCUUGUCCUUGGAUCCCGGCAAUCGGCCGACGGUCCGGGCAAAGAUUACAUGAUGGCGUCGGAAUCAGUUGCCCUGGCCCAACUUGGCUUCGACAUCAUACGGGACAUUCUGCCUGGGGAGGCCGUUAUCAUUCAGAAAGGUCACGAGCCGCAUUUCCGGCAAGUGCAGCAACGCAAAGAAUACGCGCCUGAUAUCUUUGAGUAUGUCUAUUUUGCCCGUCCCGAUUCAGUCAUGGAUGGAAUCAGCGUCCACCGGAGCCGGCAGCAUAUGGGCUUGCGGCUUGCAGCACACGUCAAAAGGGUGCUCAGUCCUCAAGACCUGGAAGACAUUGAUGUGGUCAUUCCCAUUCCAGAGACAUCUGUCACUUCAGCGUCUGUGGUGGCCAAAGCGCUGGACAAGGAAUACUGCCAAGGCUUUGUGAAGAACCGAUACGUCUUCCGAACCUUCAUCAUGCCGGAGCAGAAGGCCCGGCAAAAAGGGGUGAGACGGAAACUGAAUGCAAUGGCGAUGGAGUUCAAGGACCGCAAUGUUCUUUUAGUGGAUGACAGUAUCGUACGAGGCACGACCAGCCGAGAGAUUGUAACGAUGGCUCGAGAAGCGGGAGCAAAGAAGGUGCACUUCGCGAGCUGCGCCCCUCCGAUCACUCAUGCACACAUAUACGGUAUCGACUUGGCGUCGCCGUUUGAGCUGGUUGCACACAACUAUCAGGGGGCUGAUGCCAUUGCAAAACACAUUGGGGCCGACAGUGUGAUUUAUCAAACUUUGGAGGACUUGAAGGCAGCAUGUGUUGACGCAGCUCGAGAAGCACAAGCGCGUGAUGCCCCGACCAAUUUCGAGGUCGGCGUGUUCUGCGGGACAUACAUCACACCUGUCGACGACGACUACUUUGAACACUUGGAGCGAAUUAGAGGGCAAACGCGGAAGCUGAAGGUCAUUGACGAAGCCCGACGGGCGGUUGCCCAAGGAGUUGCAGGUGAACACCAAAUCCAGCUUGCCACAAACGGCGCAGUGGUGACCAAGAACGGCAAGGUGGUCCCUGCAGUCAAUGGCGUUUUACACGAGCAGUCGAUUCAGACGGACGUUCCGGGCUCGCACCGUGGUUCUGCGACAUCCCUGGGUUUCGAGGAGGAAAGCCCGACCGUGCGAGACCGCAUGGACAUCGCUUUGCACAAUUUGGGAGAUUUCCCCCGAAAUGAGUGA
This is a messenger RNA of Cladophialophora psammophila CBS 110553, 1785 nucleotides long. RefSeq names its product amidophosphoribosyltransferase. The transcript has a single exon. NCBI's taxonomy places the organism in Eukaryota, Fungi, Ascomycota, Eurotiomycetes, Chaetothyriales, Herpotrichiellaceae. The coding region runs from base 1 to 1785 and encodes 594 amino acids. The record is from RefSeq and is a predicted model, not a curated record. Gene Ontology annotation, cellular component: cytoplasm. Gene Ontology annotation, molecular function: amidophosphoribosyltransferase activity. Gene Ontology annotation, biological process: purine nucleobase biosynthetic process; purine nucleotide biosynthetic process.